This is a messenger RNA of Lentinula edodes (shiitake mushroom), 1314 nucleotides long. RefSeq lists its product as uncharacterized. The record is from RefSeq and is a predicted model, not a curated record. The coding region runs from base 1 to 1314 and encodes 437 amino acids. The transcript is spliced from 8 exons. NCBI's taxonomy places the organism in Eukaryota, Fungi, Basidiomycota, Agaricomycetes, Agaricales, Omphalotaceae.
AUGACAGAAAAUAUAGUCGCAGUAGACAUUACGCCAAUCAAACAUGAUGAAUUCAAGAAGCCGCCUCCAACACCGAUGUUUCGAUUUUCUACAACGAAACAACUUCACCGAAACUUGGAGUACAUUGCAAAUGCUAAAAUCAUUGUAGAUGAUAAUGCUACUCUCGGAUCCUUGAAACCACAAGAACAAGUGGAACUUGAUCAGUUGUACAACCGCAGGUCAAUUAAUGCCUUCAUUUAUUACAUCGAUAUCGAUUCUAAAGUUUUCCUAUGUGUCAGCCUUGCUGACAAUCAGCACUUACUUUCUGCAUUGGAUCCGAAGGAGAGGAUACAAGAUAACCUCAACCUCAAGACAAGAUACAGAGUCAGAAGAGCAACUGGGUCUGCCGGUAUAUUUGGUAAAGCUGUUUGGACAACCUCAGAGCGAAUCAAGCAGGAGGAAGAGGCUAGGAGGCAUGAAUUAUUCCUGAGAACAGAGGUUUCAGAAUCAAUUGUCUCUCAGAAUGAUUAUCUUCAUCAAUUGCAUCAGAACACAUCCAAUUUGGCUGACACUGAUGUUUGGCACUCUUCUGGAUCAUAUAUACCCCAAACCCCUCAACAAAGGCUAUUUGUUGCCAAUCCAAACUCUAGAAACACUUCCACUGUGGCAAGUUUCCCAGAUGUUCAGCAGUCUAUUGCAUUGCAUAUACCUCCAGGCCUGCAACAGGAGCUAUUUAUUGCCAACCCAAACUCUAGAAACACUUCUGUAGAAGGGAGUCUUCCAGAUGUUCAAAACUCCUCUGGGUUGUAUAUAUCUUCAGGCCCUCAACAAACACUAUAUUUCAUAAGCCCAAACUCUAGAAACACUUCCACUGAAGGGCUUCCACCAAGUACUCAAAUGGGCUCUAACUUGUCACUAUCCCGACAAACUGUUAUGACAGGGAGCUCUGGGCCGGGAUGCUAUCCUAGGUCAGGGUCAGUCAAUACAGCUUCUUUAGAGGAUGAUGGAACACACUUCAGCAUAGGCUCAAGGGCUUCGGGCUCUUCUGAGAUAUAUCAACUGGAUCCAUCUACAGGACAUUAUUCUGGUGAACCUAGCAGUCCUCGGUAUCCUGCUAUGUAUAAUUCAGGACAAGAAUAUUAUCGCAACCAAACACAAAUGGCUACACCUUAUUCCUCCUACCCUCCCCCACAAGCCUCUAUUAGCACAGACCGGCAUGGAAGGUAUCAUCACAGUUCAGAAGAUCCAGGACACCAUGAUAUACGACAUAAUGAUGCUCACAAACCUCGUGGUUACAGGAGUGCACAUCCUGAAGCAAGAACUCAGAGACACUGA